Racocetra persica is the source of this 438-nucleotide messenger RNA. NCBI's taxonomy places the organism in Eukaryota, Fungi, Glomeromycota, Glomeromycetes, Diversisporales, Gigasporaceae. The record is from the annotation of a GenBank genome assembly.
UCAAGCGAGUUUAGAAAGAAAUGGCGUUAAGGGUCCCAUCAAAAAAUACGAUAUCUUUGGUGUGUGCAAAAGUGAAAACUAUGAUUUAGAACUUAUUCUUGGUGAAAUAUCCUACGGGCCUUUAGAUGAAACUUAUAAACAUUCAACCGAAGAUAGAAUUAAGUUAGAUAAAGGAGCAAAGGAUUCACUGGAUAGUAUAUCAAGAACUUACUCCAAAUCUCCAAAUUUUAAUUCAACGAAUUUAAAAAUCUUUUUAUUGCAUUCCCAUGAAACAAAGUUGGAGUUUUUAAUUACCGAUAAAAAAUAUUCACCAAUGUUCAGAAUGAGAAGUUUAGCGAGUAUUGAAAUCCCUUUUAAAAAAGGUUCAAGUUUAUUAGAAUUAAUCAAAACUGCACACACUUUUAGAAGUCUAAUUGUGGAAACUUUAGUAAACAUAAG